GUCCCCCACCGGGGGCCUCUCGGCGCAGGCGGCUGGCUAGCUACCAUACGGCUUUCCCGGCUUCGGCCUUCCGAAUAUCACGCACUUACGCAAGCCCCUCUGCCAACCUCGCCGACCACAUCUUUACACUAGUGCUUUGACAACCCAUCACUGUCACUGUCACGGUCACUGCCACCGCCACCACCGUUACCGCCGCUACUGCCACCGCCAUGACUUCCAUCACGCCAAAGAUCAUCGACGACAAAAGCCCCCUCUGCAUUCCGUUCAUCACGGGACUGUUGGAGAAGCGGUCGUCGCAAGAUGGAGACCGACCAUUCAUAAUCGGCCUCAACGGCGUCCAGGGCGUCGGCAAAACGACACUCGUCAAAGCACUGGCCGAGAUGCUCACCAAGCUCGGUUACAGUACGCUCGUCUUCAGUAUCGACGACCUUUAUCUUAAGCACGAGGAUCAGGUCGCCCUCGCCCAAUCUCAUCCCGAUAACUUUCUGGUGCAACAAAGGGGCGAGCCCGGGACCCACGACAUGCAGCUCGCCCGGGCUUUUUUUGAUAGCAUCACCGAUGGGAAGCCCACCAGAGUGCCGUCAUACGACAAGGCAGCCUUUUCCGGCCAAGGAGACCGUCUCCCCGAGAGCCAAUGGACCGAGGUGAACAGCCCAGGCCAGCCAAAGGUCCAGGUCGUCAUAUUCGAGGGUUGGUGUGUGGGGUUCCGUGCUCUGCCGGAUCCCGAAGUGGAGGCCAAGUGGAAAGGCCAUAGCAGGACACUCCAGCAGCAUAAGCUGGAGCACUUACUGCUAGUGAAUGAGAGGCUCAAAGACUAUGACACCAUGACUGACCUCUUGGACGUUUUCAUUCACAUCGAUGCCGAGGACACCCAAUACGUUUACGACUGGCGCUUGCAACAAGAGACCGCACUUCGACAAGAGAGGGGCACCGGCAUGACGGACGAGCAAGUCAUCAAGUUCGUUGACGGUUACUACCCUGCUUACGAGCUUUUUCCAGACAAUGUCAGGAGAGGAGUUCUGCCAAACAGGCCCGGUCACCAGAUGAGGCUGGUGGUUGGCAAAGACAGAAGAGUGAAAGAACAUUUUGUUUUAUAAGAACCAUCCUGUGGACGGCCUUUGAGGCUGAGUUCAGUACAUGGGUAUUCGCGCCUCCCGAACGAUAGAAUAGUGGACUUUUCUUUCCCCGUACGCCAGCAAUAACAGGUCUUGGUCAUAAGUCGUAAAGAGUCGUCAAAAUAGUUGAAGGAUUGUCGCCACUCACCCCAACCAACGCCUUGCUCCAUUC
Colletotrichum destructivum is the source of this 1287-nucleotide messenger RNA. Its product is annotated as Putative P-loop containing nucleoside triphosphate hydrolase. The transcript has a single exon. Lineage: Eukaryota; Fungi; Ascomycota; Sordariomycetes; Glomerellales; Glomerellaceae. The record is from RefSeq and is a predicted model, not a curated record. The coding region runs from base 210 to 1097 and encodes 295 amino acids. Gene Ontology annotation, cellular component: cytoplasm.